Galeopterus variegatus (Sunda flying lemur) is the source of this 1474-nucleotide messenger RNA. RefSeq lists its product as uncharacterized. The record is from RefSeq and is a predicted model, not a curated record. Bases 827 to 1474 code for a protein of 215 amino acids. The transcript has a single exon. NCBI's taxonomy places the organism in Eukaryota, Metazoa, Chordata, Mammalia, Dermoptera, Cynocephalidae.
UGGCCAAAUCUCCAUGAAUGCUUUGCUAAUUUCUGGGUCUUUACUCCUAGAACCUACAUACGGGGCUGGAAUUUAGCCCAAAUGCAGCUGAAAAAAAUGACAUUUUAAGUCGUUUUUAAAAUACCUUAAAAAAAUUUCUUGUAAAACAGGAUUUGAUAGGCUUAAAAAUAUGACAGGUAAGAACUUUCUUUCUAGUCCGUAACGCCCGUCGCUGGGAAGGCCUAAGCGGGGCAGGACCUGGAGGAAGGAGAGCCCGGGGACCCGUGCGCCCUGCGGGGCUCGCAGGCCAUCGGUCCGGCCGCUGCUUUCGGGGGAGGCGCAGCCCUCGCUCCCGGACCUCGGGCCGGCGGCUGAGGAAGCUUCUGGGGCGCGCGCGGGAGGCGGUGCUGCGCUCAACCUGCCCUGCCCCGAACGCAGCCCGGGGGCGAGGCGUCGAGGGACCACCCCAAGUCAAUACUGGGAUUUUUUAAUAAACCAAGGAAUGGGAUUUUAAUUAUUCACAACCCAGCUCCUCUGGGCCGGAUGCUGUCGGGAUGGUUCUGGUCACACAAUAUUAAAGAGACCGAUCACUAAGAGGACGAGAGCGUCCGAGACAUCGGUUGCAAUUACGAAUGAACCAGACUUGGUAACACAGGGCAUUGAUUGCGGGUGCCCAACCGGACCCUCCUCCCCUCUCCCCGUUCCUCCCCCCACCCGGGGCAGGCUCCCGCCGCGGCCGGGACCUCGCGUCCCUGCAUCGUGGCCGGGGCUGCAUUUUUCAUGAGCCCGGGGUGAACAGGUGCGAAGUGCGCUGGGAGCAUCCGGCCGGCGACCCGGCGCGGGGAACAUGGAGAGCGAGCGCGACAUGUACCGCCAGUUCCAGGACUGGUGCCUUAGGACUUACGGGGACUCAGGCAAGACCAAGACGGUGACCCGUAAAAAAUACGAGCGGAUCGUCCAGCUCCUCAAUGGCUCCGAGUCGAGCUCCACGGACAACGCCAAAUUUAAAUUCUGGGUCAAAUCGAAGGGCUUCCAGCUGGGCCAGCCCGACGAGGUCCGCGGGGGAGGCGGCGGCGCCAAGCAAGUGCUCUACGUGCCUGUCAAGACCACGGUGAGUGAGUCGCCUUCCUCUGUUAUUUGUCUGCCCGAGCAGCCCGGCGGGGAGGGACGAGAGAGGGGGGCGAGCGGGGGCCCCGUGCGCCGCCGCUGGUUCGUGUGCCCCCACCCUCCUCAGCCCCCUCCCCAGCCGUCCCCAUUGGCAUUAGCCAGGCGCGUUUUCCCCACCGUGGAGUCUUUGUGGUCCUUUAUUUUAAAGCGGCAGUGCAUCUCCAGAGCCGGCCGCCCUCCCUGCCUCCCGGCUCCGGGACCGGCUGGGAUGCUGGAGCUUCCUUCCCCGGCUCGGGCGGCGUCCGGCGUGGCGUCUUCGGGCUGGGCCAUUGUCCCAUGUCCUUCGUCGAGCGCCUGGCGCAUGUCCCACCACUGCCACCGCGCAUAA